Molecule: messenger RNA, 3883 nt
Organism: Elgaria multicarinata webbii
Lineage: Eukaryota; Metazoa; Chordata; Lepidosauria; Squamata; Anguidae
Gene: ASRGL1
Product: asparaginase and isoaspartyl peptidase 1
Exons: 8
Coding region: 332-1276 (314 amino acids)
Cellular component (GO): cytoplasm
Molecular function (GO): asparaginase activity; beta-aspartyl-peptidase activity
Source: RefSeq, a predicted model, not a curated record
AGCUUUCUUUUCUAAGGGCAAAAGUACAGGAUCAGGGAGCCGCUGCGCCAGCCCCCUCCCCGGGUCUUGAAACAUAUCUCCCGAGUCAGCAUUUUGCAGCUUUUCUUGGCUUCUAUUGCCUUGUUUGCCUCUCCCACCCCCGCUUCUUUUUCAAUUAGAGAUUCAUUCUUUUUUGUAGGGGUUUGAAGGCAGCCGCGGAAAGCAACCACCUGUGAAAUUGCUGUUCUGCAAGUGGUGGUGGGUGCGUGUGUAGCACAGUUGGUAGGGCAGAAGAGAAUUGGCGGGAGCAGAAGCAGCCUGUUUGAUACUGCCUGAAAAAAAAUCGAACAACAUGAAACCGGUUAUUGUGGUUCAUGGUGGAGCUGGUCGCAUCUUUAAGGAGCGGGAAGAUGGAAGUCGUUCCGGUGUCACCAGAGCAGCACUGAAAGGUUACAGUAUCCUUAAACAAGGAGGGAGUGCAUUAAAUGCAGUUGAAGAAGCUGUGAUAGUAAUGGAAAAUGAUCCACAUUUUAAUGCAGGUUGUGGCUCUGUGUUAAAUGAAAAGGGUGAAGUGGAAAUGGAUGCCAUUAUCAUGGAUGGGAAAAAUCUUGCAUCAGGAGCAGUAUCUGCAGUGAAAUGUAUAGCUAACCCAAUAAAGCUUGCUCGUCUCGUCAUGGAAAAGACUGACCACAUGUUGCUGACUGAUCAGGGGGCCUUUGCCUUUGCUAGGGCCAUGGGAGUUUCCGAGGUUCCUGGAGAGGCAUUAAUCACUGAAAGGUCACUGGAGAGGUGGAAGAAAAACCUUGAAGCUGAUUCGAACCCUCAAGAGUUUCAAAAAGACCUUGGAACGGUUGGAGCCGUUGCUAUCGACAGUGCAGGAAAUGUAGCUUGUGCAACAUCAACAGGGGGACUUACUAACAAACGAGUUGGCCGUGUUGGCGAUACAGCAUGCAUAGGAAGUGGUGGUUAUGCAGAUAACAAUGUCGGUGCCACUUCUACCACAGGCCAUGGAGAGAGCAUCAUGAAAGUAGUUCUUGCAAGACUUAUCCUCUAUUACAUGGAACAAGGGAAGUCGCCAGGAGAUGCUGCUGAUGCUGCCCUAAACUGCAUGAAAACCAGAGUUGGGGGGUUGGGUGGGGUCAUUGUAAUCAGCAGUUCAGGAGAUUGGGCUGCAAGGUUCUCCACCAAGCAGAUGUCCUGGGCUACAGUAAAGGAUGACCAGCUACAGUGCGGCAUUUAUGCUGGGGAAAAACACGUGCAAUCUGCUGAAGAAGCCCUUAGUUCAAUGGAAUUCUAAAAGCAGGGAAUUAAGAGCAGGUUAUAUAGUGGGAUGAAGAUUAUAGACCUUUGUUGGAAACUGAUUCUGUUGUCCCCUUGAGAAUGAGGCAUGCACUUUUCUCCCAGAUCAAUACCUUAAGGGGCGCCUUUCCACCUGAUAUGAUUAUCAUGUGGAAAUCAGUAUCCACAGUAGAUCAAACUUAGUCUGAUGUCCUGGACAGACUUGCAUCACACAUUUGUUUCUGGGUUGUUUAUGUUCAGGUUCUUACCUGUAUUCCGAUUGAAAAUGAUUUCACAAUCUAUUAACAUGUUUGUUGACUUUCACGCCACAGUACAAGAAGAAGCUAUCCCAGAAUAUUUUAUUUUUGGAUGUGAUCUCAUUGGCUUCAGUGAAAGAACAUGUGCUGAACAGUGUGUUCUUAUCACCCAGAAGACUAGCACUGAAGUGAAUACAUUUAUAAUAUUAAUAAGGAAAGUUAUAUGCACUUCAGUGUGUACAUGAUUAGAUUAUGUUUUCAUGUAAUUUAAAAAGUGGUAUGUAGGAGUGUGAAGCAAAUGGGGUGGGGGGAAGCAACCCUAAGUAUUUUGGUGAUGAUGGGAAAAUGAACUGACAGUUCAAACUGCAUGCUUAGCCAGCGAUUCUAUACCCAUUUAGCUGGCAGGAAGCCCAGCGGUGCUGCCUGGAUUAUUUAAACCAUGGUGGGUUGUGGCGGAUGCCAGACCACAUGUGCAUAUUCAAGUUGCCACCGCCGCUUGUCGUGUCAUGCAUACCCAGCGAGGUUGGGUUGUUGGCGAAGUUAACAAACCACCCACAACCCUAAAACAGCCCAAGGUUGCUGCUUGAAUAUGCAACGUGGCUGUCCAUAUGUGCCAUUAGUUUAAUGUGUGAAUAGGCCCAGUUAGUCCCAUUGGAGAGUUAUGAGUAGCUUUUAGUAGAGGUGUAGGAUCACAUUGUUAAGAUGUUACCGCUUUUAUGAGAACUUUGAAAAGUUCUGGGAUGACUGUAGUCACUGAUUGCUUCCAAUCUUAUCUAAUCUUCUAAUCUUAUCACUAUAAGAUUAGGCUAUUUGAUCACAAAAGUUUUCAUUUGAAAAGAAUUUUAAAAAACAUAGUUCUCUUGUUUAGAGAAAUAUGCAAGGGAACUCAAAAGCCCUGUUCAGAAGACACCUUAAACCAUGGCAAAUAAGUUUUCAUAUUGAGAUAUCAGCCUUCUAGAAUUGAUUUCCUUUUAUUUGGAUGAAGGAAUCGUAGACUAUAGAAAGCAAAAUCAUGUGGCAAAGCACAACCUAUAUAUGAUGAUUGAUAGCUUAUAAACAAUAACGUUUACUGAAGUAGUUAUUAAUUAGGAAAAGAAGCUCCGCUGUAUAAUGUUACAGUAAUGUUUUAUCACAAUGCAUUUUUGGAGGUUCUUUUAGCACUCAGGUAGGAAUUUACAGAGUGAAAUGUAUUUUCCAGUUAUAAUACUAACAAGAAAGUUUUUUCUUUUUUUCUUUUUUUUUAAGGGAAGCUAUUUUCCGGGGCAGGGGAAAUACAGGGCAUGCUUAUCCUUUUAUUCCUUUCAUACUACUGUAAUUCACUAAUUUAAGUCAUAUUUAGAUACAGGUUUGGCCCCAUAUCCCCUUCUCCACCUGGGAAGUAAUUGAUGGUGUGCCAAUGUACAUUACAUUCCUUAUUAAAAUGACUCCAGUAUGUUUUUAAAGUAUAUAACUCAUGCAUAAUUUAUGGCUCAAGUGAAUUGUUAGAAAAUCAAGUUUGUUUUAAGUGGCAUUUAGAAAUGGGUUCUCUUGUGGAAUAGCAAGAGUACAUUCAAGUUUAUUGUUGAUAUGGUGAUUAGCCUAUGAUAGAAGUAAAAAUAAUAUGGUUAAAACAGAAGUAAAAGUAAUCUGAUUAAACAGCAUGUAAAGGUUAGCAAUAUCUGGAGUAAAACAUAGGUUUGGAGGACUUGCUUAUUCCAUCCUGUGGGAAGACUUAAAUAUUAGCUGCCAAAACAUUCAGUAGUAGGAUUCCCCCACCCCGCCCCGCCCUUCCAAAAUGUGUAAAAAUGUCCCUUUUUAAAAUGAAGGAAAGAAUUUUAAUUGUAAACCAGUGAAAUGAGCUAUGAAUCUGUAUUUCUAAAAAUAAGAGUACAGUACCUUAUUGUAGAGCAUACAGUAUAUCUCUUCAUCUUCUCAUUUAUUCAACUAUGAGAGACAUAGUGCUAACAUGUUAUGAGUUGAGGGCUACUGCUAAGUUGCACUGUAAUAAACAUUAUUUGUUUGUUUGUUUGUUUUUAUGCCUCUUCUUCCUUGCAUGGAACAGCCUUGUCAGGCUCACAUCCCAAGCAGUCACAUCCUCACUAAUGACGAUGCCUUGGAUAGGGCUUUCCUUGCAUUCAGUUAGCUUGGCAGUGAUCCAUGUUGCUGUGACUUCUUUGCUUGACUGGGUUGAUCUAGCAGACCAUGCAUCUUUUCCCCCUUCUUUCUGAUGUUGAUCUGUCUGUCUAACCUGAACAAUUCUGCCUAGCCUGAUAUUUAGACCACAACCCACAAAAUCUCAUGCCUAGUUCUACAUGCCCACUUUUUCUUCCUGAACAGCAGCUUUUCCUCCUUCAUCUCCCACCCCACCCCCAUGACAAGCUGCUUUUAAA